This is a messenger RNA of Lasiosphaeria miniovina, 519 nucleotides long. RefSeq lists its product as uncharacterized. The coding region runs from base 121 to 420 and encodes 99 amino acids. NCBI's taxonomy places the organism in Eukaryota, Fungi, Ascomycota, Sordariomycetes, Sordariales, Lasiosphaeriaceae. The transcript has a single exon. The record is from RefSeq and is a predicted model, not a curated record.
GAACGAGACGAGAGCCACUCCCUCACCGCUGGCGCGAGCUUCCACCGCACUUGACCACCGUGUAACAUCACGUAGGUACGGCACCUAAGCAAAGGUAACGACCAGCCGGGUCCGCUUGGAAUGCCUGUACUACAGACUACGGCGUAUGUGCAGUUCUCCCGGUUGUACGGAGCAAUGCAAGGCAAGGUCUGCCUGCAGAUAGAUUCCUUGAACUCUGCCUGCCUAUCCCCUCAGGUUAACACCUCGAGUAGAACGGGGGGCGCCAAGAACCGCCGAGGUGGGCUGCCACAUGGCAAGAUGACUGCAGUAGUGGCCAAGGAGACGGGAGAUGGCGGAGACAGAGUCUUCUCUUGGGUGCCCUCCACCGUGUUUCAAUUUUGGGUCUACGGGAUACAUUCGCCAGUGCCGUUGGGUUCCUAGCGCCUCGCGCCCCUCUGCGCAAAUGAACGUCUGCAGCCCUCGCGCACCAGCUCCGGUCUCUACCUCAAAUUCUUGCGGACAAGCAAGAAGCGCAACAAU